AUGAUAAAAUCAUUCCAAAGAGAAACGCAGGGAGAAUCCAAGGGACAUGAAUCUCCAUCAGACCUGAAAGCUCAGCUUGAAAGUCUAGAAACAGAUCUGUCCUUUCUGAUGAAACUCACUGGUUUUCAGUUCACAAGUCAUUCCAAGAAAACAGUGGAAAAAACUAGAGACAGAACAGUGCAGAAGCACAGGUUGUCUGGGAAUUGUCACUCCCUGUCUUUUCAACUGGAAUUCCAGCUCCUUGAAGUGCAGAGCAAAGAGAAGGUGUCUUCUGUUAUUAGUGAUCUCAACAUCGUAAUGGAAUCUGGAGAAGAUUCUGGAAUGAGCAAGUUUGUGUCAAGCGUUGAAGAAUGUGGAAAUCUUGCAGCGUUUUUCAGAAGCCUUUCAACUUAUGCUGAGUGGUUUGAGCAUCGCAGACGCACCUUCCUGCACUUCAAGACCAAGUAUCCUGAGGUCGUGACCCUUCCAGAAGGACUGCAGGGAGAUCAUAUCAUUCUGAGGAACCCCAAAGUUUCUGGGUUUGAAUUGAUGAUUGUUUGGAAGAUCCAUCUGGAUGAAGAAGGGACAACUACACCUGUCCUGGACCUGCUGACCAAAGUCCCAGAGCAAGUCCUGGAGCAGAAGAUGACAAGAGUUGAGAGUGUCCCUGCCCGCUUCCGGAGCAUGGUGCUGCUCCUGGGCGUCGAGGCAGCCUUGGAGAACCUGAUCAAGGUGCUUGAAUGAAGGACAGCAUUACUUACAGCAGGUAGCAAUUUCAAAAGUAGUUUUAAUUAAGAUAUUGUGUUACACAGUCUAUAAUUUUAUUGAAUAUAAACAUUAAGUUAUUUUCCAUUUAGAAACCAUACUCAUAAAACAUGCUAUCUGUACAAUUAUGGCACGUUAUAUAUAAAUCGUCAUGACAUGAAAAUAAAUACAGCCAUUUAAAUACAAAAAUGCCAAAUAAAAUAGUUACAUGUACAG
Messenger RNA from Manacus vitellinus (golden-collared manakin), 960 nucleotides. RefSeq names its product centromere protein P (gene CENPP). Gene Ontology annotation, cellular component: chromosome, centromeric region; nucleus. Lineage: Eukaryota; Metazoa; Chordata; Aves; Passeriformes; Pipridae. The transcript has 8 exons. The record is from RefSeq and is a predicted model, not a curated record. Gene Ontology annotation, biological process: CENP-A containing chromatin assembly.